Adineta steineri is the source of this 654-nucleotide messenger RNA. The record is from the annotation of a GenBank genome assembly. Lineage: Eukaryota; Metazoa; Rotifera; Eurotatoria; Adinetida; Adinetidae.
AUGGAUAUACUUAAUGCCUUUCAUCGUUUACCACAAAUAAGUUAUUUUGGUAUACGACGUGAUGAUGAUUUUGCUGAUCGAUUAAAUUAUAAAUAUACAGUUGGUUUAUUAAUAUUUUUCUCAAUAAUUAUUGCUGGUAAACAAUUUUCAAAUGAUCAUAUACAAUGUUGGGUACCAGCUAUAUUUACUAGAAAUUAUGAAAUUUAUGUAUCAAAUUAUUGUUGGAUUCAUAAUACAUAUCAUAUAAAUAUAAGUGAACCAAGUAUUCAACGAUCACGUGAAAAACAUUAUGUAUUACGAUAUUAUCAAUUUGUUCCAUUUAUUUUACUUAUACAGGCUUUAUUAUAUUUACUUCCACGUUUAUGUUGGCGUUCAUUUAGUCGUCACUCUGGUAUUGAUGUUAAAAAUUUAAUGGAGGCAGCACAAAGUCUUAAAUCAGUUAAACGUUUUCAUAAACAUAAAACUAUAAUGAAUUAUCUUGUUUCAUUAAUUCAUCAAUAUGUUGGUGAUCCAAGAAAAAAGUCGAAACAAGAACAUAGUCAAAUUAAUGCUUAUAUACAAGGAAUAAUUCAUUGUGUUAUUGGUACAACAAAUACAUUUAAUUCGUAUUUAUUAUUACUUUAUUUAUUUAUUAAAAUAUUAUUUAUUCUCAGU